Nelumbo nucifera (sacred lotus) is the source of this 3045-nucleotide messenger RNA. RefSeq lists its product as uncharacterized. The record is from RefSeq and is a predicted model, not a curated record. Lineage: Eukaryota; Viridiplantae; Streptophyta; Magnoliopsida; Proteales; Nelumbonaceae.
AUGAAUUUUCUACUUCGAACUACACAUGCUGCAACCAUUGAUCACCCCUCUGUUCCUGAACACACUUCACACCAGAAUUCUGUGUCAAAACAAGCAACAACUUUGGAGGGCCUCAUUUCUGAAGAUCCCAUUCCAGAUUCCCCUCCGAGUGUAGAUGGUGGUAGAGAAAGUGGAGUUUCACAUGGAAGCACUGGAGAUGAAGGGCAAAGUGCAAAGCAUCAACUUCCUAUUGUUGAGAAUCAUUCUGAUGUUACAGAAGACGAAGGAUGGAUUAUUAUUACUGUUCCAUAUAAGGAACUUCCUGAUGAUUGGAAUGAUGCACCAGAUAUACUCACACUUCGCGCCUUGGACCGCUCCUUUGUUUUUCCCGGUGAACAGGUUCACAUUUUGGCAUGUCUGUCAACUUCUAAUCAAGAUAAGGAGUUUAUAACUCCAUUCAAGGUUGCUGCAAUGAUGAAUAAAAAUGGCUUACAAAAGACUAAGCAGCAAAACGCUAGUAUGGAAACUGAAUCCAGUUCCAUUACUGAAGGAGGGGAAAUAAGUCCUGCUAGUCAGAAGGUAGAGCAUAAUAGUGACACCCCAUUAACUACGGAGAAGAUUGAUCCAAGUGGGGAUAUUUCUGCAAGCGAAUCUCUUCUCAGAAUAGAAAGUCAUAGAAGACGGACCCAGGCACUUUUGGAAAGAUUUAAACAUUCCCAUUUUUUUGUUAGAAUAGCGGAAUCAGAUGAGCCGCUUUGGUCAAGAAGAAGUGUAUCAGGAGGGCCAUCUUCAGAAUCAUCUGAGAUGGCUAGGGAAAAAUUGACUACAAUUAAUGGAGGGAACAGAAAAUUUUCAAGGAAGGGUACUCAACUCAAUGCAGUUAUUGAUAGAGGAAACUUUGAUGCAAGCGUAUCUGGUGGAGUAGCUAGAAAUACUGUCAAGUGCUGCGCCCUUUCUAAUGGGGAUAUAGUGGUGCUUUUAGGAGUCAAUGUUGGAGUUAAUUUUUCAAAAGAUCCCAUACUUGAUGUGCUUCAAUUUGAGAAAUAUCAGGAAAGAAGUUUAGCUUCUGGGAAGGUCAACAACUUUAUGUAUGCAAAUCAGGAUGAUCCAUGUGGGGAACUUCUCAAAUGGUUGCUUCCUCUGGAUCGCAGUCUUUCUCCUCCAGCUCGUCUGCUAUCUCCUGCUUCUUUGAAUGCAAGUUCAACAUCUCAGAAGUCCACAUUUCCUGGUUCAUCUGGUUCCCAACUCUUCUCGUUUGGUAACUUGAGAAGUUACUCAAUGUCUUCUCUUCCUCCAAAUACUUCACCACCCCUUCCUGAAGUUACAACCUCCAAUUCUAAACCAAACUUUGAGCUGGAAGACUGGGAUCGUUUUCUGCCUCAGAAGUCUCUGAAGAGUCAAGAAACUGGAAGUGAAGAGCGUUUAUCCUUUAGAGGUGUAUCGCUUGAACCAGAAAGAUUUUCUGUUCAUUGUGGACUGGAAGGCAUCUACAUACCAGGAAGGAGGUGGAGAAGAAAACUUGAAAUUAUUCAACCAGUAGAAAUCCAUUCUUUCACUGUUGACUGUAAUACAGAGGAUCUCCUCUGUGUUCAGAUAAAGAAUAUUUGUCCUGCAAAUACACCAGAUAUUGUGAUAUUUGUGGAUGCUAUAUCAAUUGUUUUUGAGGAGGCUCCAAAAAGUGAACCGCCUCAUUCAUUACCAAUUGCAUGCAUUGAAGCUGGAAAUGACUACAGCUUGCCAAAUAUUGCCCUCAGGAAAGGUGAAGAAUACUCUUUUAUUCUCAAACCAGUAAACUCAGUGUGGUCAAAUCUUAAGGGUUAUGGUGAAAAAAAUUCUCAACUAUCACAUUUACAGGCUGGAAGGACAGCACCAAGUAUUCAUCUGCCCUCGAGGCUUGGUGAAGGAAAGAGGGUUUCUUUAACUGCUGAUAAGUAUGCAGUUUUAGUAUCAUGUAGAUGCAACUACACUGAGUCGAGGCUAUUUUUCAAGAAGCCUACAAGUUGGAAACCUCGUGUUGCAAAGGAUCUCAUGAUUUCUGUUGCUUCUGAAAUGUCACAACAAACUUCUGGGUCCAAUGGAAGAACUUCUGAGCUUCCAGUUCAGGUUUUAACUCUUCAGGCCUCAAAUUUAACAUCAGAGGAUCUAACCCUAACAGUUCUUGCUCCAGCAUCGUUUACUUCACCCCCUACAGUGGUCUCUCUGAAUUCUGUACCAUCAACACCAAUGAGUCCAUUUGUUGGUUUUUCUGAGUUUGCAGGAAGAGUGAGUGGUGAGGGACGUGGUACUGGUGUGCACAGGUUAAGUUCUAGUUCUUUUUCUAGUUCUAUUCCCGAUAAUCAAAAGGAGAAUUCUAGUGGUGGAGGAAUGUCUGUUCCUUCUCAUGAGGAGACUGCUUCUGUAUCUGAUGUCAUUCCAAGUAAUGGAUUGGGUUGCACACAUCUUUGGCUUCAGAGUACACUUCCUCUUGGAUGUGUUCCUGCUCAGUCCACUGCUACUGUCAAGCUUGAAUUACUCCCCUUGACAGAUGGGAUUAUUACACUCGAUACACUACAAGUUCAUGUUAGAGAGAAAGGUCGGACCUAUAUCCCAGAGCACUCCCUGAAGAUCAAUGCCACUACCAGUAUCAGAACAGGGAUCAUUUGAUAUUUCGAUAUGGCAUUUACCCCUUCUGAAUAUUCUAGUCUGAUCAUCCAAAGUUUCAUCAGAUUAUCAGGCAGUUAAUGGCUGUUAGCUUGUCUGGAUGGCCAUCACCAAGACAGUAUAAUUUGUUCAGUUUAUUCUCAAGGAGUAUUGCAGUGGGGAACUUGCAUUGUUAAAUUAAUUCUUUCCCAAGGUGUCACCUGAGCUAUUAAUGGGCGCAGUUUAUGGGUCCCAUGUUCACUCCUUGAAUUUCACAUUGUGAACGUUCAUCUGGGAAUGUCAGUUUUCCCAAUUCCCUUGCGCAGGGAAAGAGAAUAGAUUAUCAGAAUACAUACCACCACGUAGAAGAACAAAAUUGUGUGAAUGUAAGUCUUUUUUUUUUUUUAUUAUUAUUAUCAAAUAAAAGCAGGUAAUUCUUGAUUUUAA